GUCGCCUAGCAACCGGAGAUGGCGGAGCCGGGUAGCGCGGCCGGCGGGUCUCAGCUAGAAGGUGAAUCAACUUCUGAAGGAGAGGAGGACCAGAGUAAGGAAGUCGUGGACCACAGUGUUGAAGGCGAUCAGAUGCCACCGACAGAGGAGAGCAGUCACCAGAAAAGCGAAGAGGCUGUUGAUGCUGCAGAACUUUCUGAAGAGAACAUUGCCGCCCCUGGGGAAGUCCCUGGUGAAGGGGCAACCGAAAUUGAUGGGGAAGUCGAAAAUGUUGAAGAAGUGGAAAUGGAAGAGGAUUUUGAAUUUGAAGGAGAAUUCGAAUCCGAUAUGGAAGGCACAUCGCCUGAAGGGAAAGUCAGCUCCACCGACCUGACGUAUUUAUACACAAGUCUUGAGGAGAUGGCGAGGGACAAAGCGGACCCCACACGCCCGCACGAAUAUGCAGGGAGGGAAGCCAUUCCUGAAGACAGAGAAGCCCCCGGUCCUUCAGAACCCACAGAAGCAGGGGACAUCUCCACACGGCCGUCCCAGCAAGCAGUGGGCUUAUCUGAGCAAAGAGGCCAGGAUGCUUCCGGACCCCAGGCUAGCAGAUCGAAAACCUCUCAGGAAGAGCUCCAGCAACAAGUCUUCCCUCUGGGGGCACGACAUCAUCUCCGACUGAGCCAGGGAAGUAGCAUCAUGUCCUUGGACUUUGAUGAGCUGCUCUCGAGCACGGAGGAGCCCUUCACACGGGAGCCAGGUGUCCGCCCAGAUGACCCCGAGGCCCGGCCCGAGGGAGGCGCCAUGCCCGCCUUCCUGGAGCAGAUCCAACAGCUAAGUGCUCCCGAGGAGGCGGCAGAGAGAACCGAGUCCGAGGGCAGCGACGAGGCGGAGGAAGACACAGACCAUCUGAUGGUUCUGCACCCAGACCACCCCCUGAUGGUAAGGUUCCAGGCUGCCCUGAAGAACUACCUCAACCGACAGAUAGAGAAGCUGAAACUGGAACUUCAAGAGCUGGCCGUGGCCACCAGGCAAACCCGAGCGCAGCGGCAGGAGCUGGGGCUGGACCUCUACGGGGUGCAGCAGCACCUGGCCCGCCUGCAGAUGCAGCUGGAGAGGAGCCACGACCGGCACUCGACGGCCGCGUGCGCCCGGCGGCAGCAGGAGGAGGAGCUGCGCGCCGCGCGCCUGCUCUACGAGCGGACCUGCGAGAGCGCCGACGGCGAGCGCAGGGAGCUGGCCGCUCUACAAGCCGAGCUGGAGGGCCUGGCUCUGCAUCUGUUCUACAUGCAGAACAUCGACCAGGAUGUACGCGACGACAUCCGCGUGAUGAAGCAGGUGGUGAAGAAGUCGGAAGUGGAGCGCACGCGGGCCGAGAUGGGGAAGAAGCAGCAGGACCUUCAUGUGGACCGGCUCACCAUCAAAGCCAACCAGCUAGAGGAGCAGAUUGCUCUGCUGGAGGCGCAGCGCGGCGCCCAGACGGAGGACACCCGGGUUCUCAGGAAAGCAGUGAGCGAGGCCUGCACGGAGAUAGGCGCCAUCAGCGUGGAGAAAAGGCACAUCUUGCAGCAGUGGGCUGCCUGCCUGGUGGGCAUGAAGCACCGAGACGAGGCGCACAGGACCAUCCAGGAGGCGUACAGCGAGUGCCAGCACCAGAUCACGUCCAUCGACGGUGAGAUCGAGGCCUACAAGAAAUCCAUCAUGAAGGAGGAGGAGAAGAACGAGAAGCUGGCCAGCAUCCUGAACCGCGCGGAGACGGAAGCCAGCCUGAUGCAGAAGCUGACCGCUCAGUGCCUGGCCAAGCAGGAGGCCCUGGAGAAUGAGCUCAACACCUACCGGCUGGCGCUCCAGGACACGGAGGAAGCGCUGGGCAAGGCCCACGUGGAGCACGCGACCAUCGUGGGCGAACUGCAGGCCAUCCAUGAGACCAUCCAGCACGAGCUGGAGCAGAGGAAGGGGCUGGACGUCUCCAUCGUGGAGAAGCUGCAGGAGCACACGGUCUCCAACAAGAUGACCAAGUACUUCCACAAGCUCAUCCUGAAGCUCCAGAAGGAGAAGACCAACCUGGUGACACAUCUCUCCAAAAUUGACGGCAACAUCGCUCAGACCACCCUGGACAUCACGAACACCAGCUGCAGGUUGGACAUGCAUCGGAAGGCGCUGGCCGAGCUGGACAGGGAAGUGAGGAAUGUCAAUGACCUCAUCACCAACAGCGAGAGCGAGAUCUCCAGGCGCACGAUCCUGAUCGAGAGAAAGCAGGGCCUCAUCAACUUUUUCAACAAGCAGCUGGAGCAGAUGGUUUCCGAGCUCGGGGGAGAGGAAUUGGGGCCUCUGGAGCUUGAAAUCAAGCGGCUGACGAAGCUGAUCGAGGAGCACAACAGCAACGUGACGCAGGCCCAGGUGACCUGGCUCCGGCUGCAGCAGGAGAUGGUCAAGGUCACCCAGGAGCGGGAGGAGCAGCUGGUGUCCCUGGACAUGCUCAGGAAGGAGCUCCACAUCCUGGAGCAGAAGAAGCUUCGCAUGGAAAGCAAGAUCGAUCAGGAGAAGAAGGAGCAGAAGGAGAUUGAGCACCACAUGAAGGGCCUGGAUAACGACCUGAAGAAGAUCAAUGUGCUGAUAGGCAGGAACCAGUGCAGCUCCAAGGAGCUACUGCAGGGCAACCUGGUGACCGAGAAGGAGUUUGUGCGCUCCCUGAAGGCCUCAGAGAGGGAGACCAUCGAGAUGCAGGACAGGCUGACCCAGCUCCAGGAGGAGAAGGCGGCCACACUGAACCACCUGGUGGAGGCGGAACGCCAGAUCAUGCUUUGGGAGAAAAAAAUCCAGCUGGCGAAAGAGAUGCGUGCAUCGGUGGAUUCCGAGACUGGCCAGACGGAGAUCCGAGCCAUGAAGGCGGAGAUCCACAGGAUGAAGGUCAGGCAUGGGCAGCUGCUGAAGCAGCAGGAGAAGAUGAUCAGAGACAUGGAGCUGGCCGUCGCCCGCAGGGAGACCGUCUCCACCCAGGCCGAGGGGCAGGGCAAGAUGGACAAGAAGUUGCUCACCCGGACAGACUUCCACCACAGGCAGGCAGAGCUGCGACGCAAGAUCAGGGACAUUCACAAGGCCACCGACGAGUGCACCAAAGUCAUCUUGGAACUGGAAGAAACUCAGAAACACAUGAGCAGCUCCCUCCUGGAGAAGCAAGAGCGGCUGUCAGAGAUGCAGGCCAGCACCGACCAGCUCGAGGCCGACCUGGACCGGCUCCUGACGCUCAAGCAACAGAACCUCUCGGAGCUGGUGGCCCUGCAGACGCGCGUCAAGCACCUCCAGGCGGUGAAGGACGGCAGGUACGUGUUCCUGUUCCGCUCCAAGCAGUCGCUGCUGGCCGAGCACACGCGCUUGGACGACCGGCUGGCGGCCAUCGGCACCAUCCUCGACCACGUGAAAAACGAGUACCCCCAGUUCCAGGAGGCCCUGCUCAGGGUCAGCCAGAUGAUCGCCCGCAAGCUCGAGCCACCUGGGUCCUCCUAGAGAGCAGCGGGGACCCCAGCCUUCCACCGCCCGCUCUGGUGGAAGAGUCCAGAAUUGUAUGUGUUAUCAGGGACUUAGAAUGUUCGCGUCACUGAAAGCCAUGUCCACCCUGAGAGGCCCUGUAAGACGACUAGGCAGGUCAGCAUGCCUGAUUCUUUGAGCCACCAGCAAUUUCCACUAAGGCCACCCCCCACGCUUCCGGUGGCAUUUCGGAGGGGAGGGGGUGUCUCGCACCCGCGCUGGACUCGUGGUCAAAACAGCAUCUGGGCUCCGGGGGCUCUCGCCUCGGCCCUGGACACUGCCUGCCCACAGCGCCCCACCCCGCGGCAGGGUCCAGGACGCGGGGUGCAGCCAGAGCGCCCCGCGGAGGGCGCAGGUGGGACGGGCGCCCCCCCAGCUCCCCCGCGCAGCCCCCACCCCUCGCCCAGCCCCCACUCGGGGCUGGAGUGUCUCGGGGUGCAGCGGGAGCGCCCCCCCCACGCCGGGCUCCCGAGCACCUGCCCCCUGGCGGCUUCUCUACAGCACCCUAAAAGGGCCCACAAGACAAUUUCAGUUUCCAACUUUUCAGCGAAAAAUAAAACUUUUUCUGAA
Messenger RNA from Hyaena hyaena (striped hyena), 4077 nucleotides. RefSeq names its product coiled-coil domain containing 40 (gene CCDC40). NCBI's taxonomy places the organism in Eukaryota, Metazoa, Chordata, Mammalia, Carnivora, Hyaenidae. Gene Ontology annotation, biological process: epithelial cilium movement involved in determination of left/right asymmetry; axoneme assembly; heart looping. The record is from RefSeq and is a predicted model, not a curated record. The coding region runs from base 19 to 3486 and encodes 1155 amino acids. The transcript is spliced from 20 exons. Gene Ontology annotation, cellular component: cilium; cytoplasm.